Trametes versicolor FP-101664 SS1 is the source of this 2630-nucleotide messenger RNA. Its product is annotated as dynamin-related GTPase DNM1. The record is from RefSeq and is a predicted model, not a curated record. NCBI's taxonomy places the organism in Eukaryota, Fungi, Basidiomycota, Agaricomycetes, Polyporales, Polyporaceae. The transcript has 10 exons. Gene Ontology annotation, molecular function: GTP binding; GTPase activity; microtubule binding. Gene Ontology annotation, cellular component: peroxisome; microtubule; cytoplasm. The coding region runs from base 44 to 2440 and encodes 798 amino acids. Gene Ontology annotation, biological process: peroxisome fission; mitochondrial fission.
ACCUGCACGACCCGCACGACGACCCCGCGCUGCUCUGCCCAACAUGGACGCGGAUCUCAUCAGACUUGUGAAUCAGCUGCAGGAUACGUUCGCCAACUUGGGCGGGGAGCUGGACAUGCCCCAGCUGGCUGUCGUGGGAAGCCAGUCUGCGGGAAAGUCCAGUGUUCUCGAAACGAUUGUUGGCCGAGACUUCCUCCCCCGUGGCUCGGGUAUCGUAACCAGACGACCACUCGUCCUCCAGCUCAUCCACACCCCCGUGCCCGACUCGCCAACACAGACGUACAGCGAGUGGGGCCAGUUCCUGCACAUCGACAAGCGUUUCACCGAGUUCGACGAGAUACGGCGCGAGAUCGAGCAGGAGACGUUCCGGGUCGCUGGGCAGAACAAGGGCAUCAGCAAGCUCCCCAUUCAUCUUCGGAUAUACAGCCCGAACGUGCUGGACCUGACAUUGGUGGACUUGCCCGGAUUGACGAAGAUCCCGGUAGGCGAUCAACCGGGUGAUAUCGAACGGCAAAUUCGCAGUCUCGUCGUGGACUACAUCUCAAAACCUAACUGCGUCAUUCUUGCAGUAUCUGGGGCCAAUGUUGACCUUGCGAACUCCGAGGCUCUCAAGCUUGCACGACAGGUCGAUCCCCAGGGCCGCCGUACGAUCGGCGUGCUCACGAAGCUUGACCUCAUGGACGCGGGCACCAACGCGCUCGACAUUCUGACUGGGCGCGUGUACCCGCUGAAGCUCGGAUUCAUUGGUGUGGUCAACCGCUCGCAGGCCGACAUCAACGCGGAGAAGUCGCUCGCAGAUGCACAUGAGGCGGAGGAUGACUUCUUCCGUACGCACCCGGCGUACCGCAACAUCGCGCACAAGAACGGCACGCGUUACCUCGCGAAGACGCUGAACCAAGUGCUGAUGAACCAUAUCCGCGAUAAGCUGCCCGACAUGAAGGCGCGCUUAAAUACGCUCAUGGGCCAGGCGCAGCAGGAGCUCAACUCGUUCGGGGAUGCUGCGAUAUAUGGCGACAAGAACCAGCAAGGAUCGCUGAUCCUCCGGCUCAUGACACAAUUCGCGCGGGACUUUGUCGCGUCUAUCGAGGGCACGAGCGUCGACAUCUCAACGAAGGAGCUAUCUGGCGGCGCGCGGAUAUACUACAUCUUCAACGACGUCUUCGGCCAAGCACUUCAGUCGAUCGACGCGACAUAUAACCUCGACAACCAGGACAUCCGGACCGCGAUCCGUAACUCGACCGGCCCCCGACCGAGCUUGUUCGUGCCCGAGAUCGCCUUUGACCUGCUGGUGAAGCCCCAGAUUAAGCUCCUGGAAUCACCGAGUUUGCGAUGCGUGGAGCUCGUAUACGAGGAGCUUGUCAAGAUCUGUCAUAACUGCACGAGUUCUGAACUCCAACGAUUCCCAAGGUUACACGCCCAGCUCGUAGAGACGGUCUCCGAGCUACUCCGCGAACGCCUUGGCCCAACAACGGACUACACGCAAAGCCUCAUCGACAUUCAGACAGCGUACAUCAACACCAACCACCCAGCAUUCAUCUCUGGCUCAGCUGCCGCCGCUACUGCGCUCACCACUCCGCCCCCGAAGCAACUCCUCCCACGACCUUCACAGCCCUCCCACCCGGAAUCAGUCAACGGUGCCGCCUCCCAGGACGACGAGGACGAGUCCAACGAGGAGCCCUCUGCCAACGGCAUUUCGGGCCGGGACGCCCGCUCCGUCUCCUCGACGGUUCACGAUCGCUCGCGAGGCGCUGCCUCCGCGCCCCCAACCGCGCCAGGGGCCACGAACUCCUCGCAUCGGCACCAUUCGCCUACUGCGCACCGCCACACGUCGCGGCACGCAUCGGGCUCAGCGGGCGCGCAGGGGACGUUGACGCAUAACGCGAACGGGACCGCGAAGGAGACGUUCCUCAACUACUUCUUUGGGCAGAACGGGCCGGGGCCGCUUGCGGGCUCCACCGUCGACCGCGCGAACACGGGCUCGAGUGGCCAUUCGUAUGUAGGCCGGGACGUGUCUGGGUCGGAUCCCGCGCUGGAGUCGGGUCUGAUGGCGGGGAAACGGUCGAUGGAGGGCAACGCGGCGUUCGACAUGAAGAGUCUCGGGAAGCACAUCGAGGCGGCGACGGACAGCACGGGCCACAUGUCGAUGCGGGAGGAGAUGGAGACGAACCUGAUCCGGUCGCUCAUCCAGUCGUACUUCGGCAUCGUGCGCCAGACGAUCCAGGAUCUCGUGCCGAAGGCGAUCAUGCACCUGCUCGUGAACAACACGUCGCAGCAGGUGCAGAACCGCCUCGUCGCGUCGCUGUACAAGCCCGAGCUAUUUGGCGACCUCCUGAACGAGGACGAGACGCUCGUCGCAGAGCGUGCGCGCGUCAAGGCACUGCUCGACGCGUACCGCGAGGCGUUCAAGACGCUGUCGGAGGUCACGCUGAAGUCGACGUAGCGGGCGGAUCGUGAGGACACGCGGGAACGCACGAUGUUCGCUUUCGACACUAGAAUUUGCUUUGUCGUAACCACCCUUCAUUCCAGUCUACACCGUACCAUACAUCUCCAACUUAGCCAUGUUAUUGCCAUGCAUCUCUCCGCCGAUCGUUGUAUUGGGUAAUGAAAUGUGCACGCACCAUGAAUCCGCC